This is a messenger RNA of Telopea speciosissima, 1563 nucleotides long. Its product is annotated as probable protein S-acyltransferase 7. The transcript has 5 exons. The record is from RefSeq and is a predicted model, not a curated record. Gene Ontology annotation, biological process: peptidyl-L-cysteine S-palmitoylation; protein targeting to membrane. The coding region runs from base 189 to 1478 and encodes 429 amino acids. Gene Ontology annotation, cellular component: endoplasmic reticulum; Golgi apparatus. Gene Ontology annotation, molecular function: protein-cysteine S-palmitoyltransferase activity. NCBI's taxonomy places the organism in Eukaryota, Viridiplantae, Streptophyta, Magnoliopsida, Proteales, Proteaceae.
GCUGAGAUUUUAUUGGGGCAUUACAACCUCAUUGUGAGGGAAAUUAGGGAAACUUUUCUUCUCCAUCGAUUUCGAUGAAAUUGUUUUCUGGUGACGUUCCUCUUCAUUUCUUUGCAGAUCGCGAGGUUAGAGGUUAAUGUCUUGCUCACGCUGAGAUUUGGCGUCUUCUGUGCCAAGAUCUAUCGAGGAUGCAAGAAAAGAUAUACACAACACCUCCUCCACCACCUCAAUUCUCCGAUUCCAAUCGGCGGAUCAUUGACCCUAAUGGCCCAUCUAAGCAAGUCUAUCAAGUCUGGAAAGGAAGCAACAGGUUCUUUCUUGGAGGCAGACUUAUAUUCGGUCCAGAUGUUAGGUCACUAUUUUUUACAGUAUUUCUAAUUGUAACUCCAGUGAUCUUGUUUGGUGCUUUUGUUUCUCAAAGGCUGGUUAAUGAGUUUUCACACCAUCUUGGCAGUCUUAUAGUAGCAAUUUCUGCUAUCUUCACAAUAUAUAUCGUCAUUCUUCUGUUCCUUACGUCUGGAAGAGAUCCAGGAAUUAUUCCUCGGAAUCCUCACCCUCCUGAGCUGGAAGAUGAAGUUGGUGCCUCUAGCUUAUCCACAGACUGGGCAGGAAAUCAGAGUGGUGCUCCAAGUAUACCUCCCACAAAAGAUGUCCUUGUCAAUGGGAUGGUGGUCAAGGUCAAGUACUGUCAGACAUGCAUGUUAUAUCGACCACCACGAUGCUCUCAUUGUUCUAUUUGCAAUAACUGUGUUGAGCGGUUUGAUCACCAUUGCCCUUGGGUAGGGCAAUGUAUUGGGAUGAGGAAUUACCGAUACUUUUUCAUGUUCGUGUCCUCCACUACCAUGCUGUGUCUAUAUGUUUUUGUAUUCUGCUGGGUAAACAUCACGAAAAUUAUGGAAGUUUAUCAUUGUAAUCUUUGGAAAGCUUUUCUGAAAUCCCCUGUUUCAGGCAUCCUCAUAUUAUACACAUUCAUAGCUGCUUGGUUUGUCGGAGGGCUGACAGCAUUUCAUAUUUACUUAAUUUGCACCAACCAGACAACUUAUGAAAAUUUCAGAUAUCGGUAUGACAGGAAGAUGAAUCCACAUAAUCUUGGAUGGGUUUGGAAUGUGAGGGAGGUCUUCUUCUCUAAGAUUCCCAGUUCUAAAAAUAAAUUUAGGGCCAAGGUGAAAGAGGGCUCAUCUUCUGCCUUCAUCACAUCGCUCUCAAUUGGCCAUGUCAUGAGCCCAGAGAUGCCUAAAAGAAGCUUCGACAUAGAGAUGGGUGGGAAGCGUCAGGCUGUUGCUGCGGAAGAGUUUGAAGAUAUACAUAAUCAAAUUGAGAGAGUAGCUGCGUUAGAGAGAUGUGGUACUCAACCAAGACAUACCAGCUGGGUCCAAAAAGGCAACUGGGAGAUCACACCUGAUUUACAUGCAUUGUCUGCCGAGUUUGGAAUGGAACAUGGCUUAACAGAUAGAGAAAAGAUCCACGGGGGCCAUUGAGGUGAUUGUAUAGAAAGACCAACUUGAUUGAAAGGGGGUUGUCUUGUUCUGAGAGUUGGCACAGGAGCUUUAACUUAUACUAAUC